CCUUUAAUGACUGUAAUGAUAGUGAGCAUUUUCCACAUAUACUGCGCGUUAGCAUUGAUACGUAGCAUUUAAAUGUGGAGUACAGAAUAGAUAGAUAGAUAGAUAGAUAGAUAGAUAGAUAGAUAGAUAGAUACUUACUUUAUUGAUCCCGAAGGAAAUUCCAGAUAGUGACACCUGAUUCACACAUUGUCCUUUUACCAUGUUUCAACUAGAAUGUUGCAUUUCCAGAAGAAAAUGCGAGUGUGAUUGCAAAUAUGUUGCUUAAACUAUUGCAAGACAUGCUCAAAUAAUUAAAAAAAAAACCUCCUCCCUCACUCUAGCUGACGUCACACACACACACACAGUAGCGGUCUGAAGUCCGUGAAAAAUACAUUUAAAAAUCCAUCUAAAAAAAACUAUAACACUUAUCAGCAUGAAAAAUAAUAGCACACCUAAGCAGCAUUUUAGAUUUGGAACCAUGUUUCUACCUAUUACUGUUUAAGCAAUAGGUUGCUUAAACUAUUGCAAGAAAUUCUGAAAUAUUAUAUAAAUACAACUCUCAAACCGGGAUCUCCAGCAUGUGAGGCGAAUGCGCUAAGAAUGUACCACAAGCAAUGUAAGUCGUUACUGGCAAGUUAACUUAUUAAGAUGAGGUUAACAUCACAUUACAUCACAUGAAGAGUGAUCAGUCUAUGGAGGUUCUUCUGGUGUUUAAAGAUGGAGACUCCUCACUUCUACACAGUGUUCUACAGAAAGCAGGAGACAGAAGAGAAACGAUCAUCACAGAUACAGGGAACCACCCAGAAUCUGCUGCUGUAAAUGAAGUCCAGAAAAAGUUCAGAUUAAAUCUGAUGAAGAAGUUUCAGUGUUUGAAUGGAGUGAUAAUAAACCUGGGAACCCAACCCCUCCUGAAUGAGAUCUACACAGAGCUCUACAUCACAGAGGGAGACAGUGGAGAAGUCAAUAAUGAACAUGAGGUGAGACAGAUGGAGGCAGCGUCCAGGAGAACAACAACAGAGGAAACACCAAUCAAAUGUAAUGACAUCUUUAAGCCUUUAUCUGAACAAAACGAACCCAUCAGAUCUGUGCUGACAAAGGGAGUCGCUGGCAUCGGAAAAACAGUCUCUGUGCAGAAGUUCAUUCUGGACUGGGCUGAAGGGAAAGCAAAUCAGGACGUCCACCUCAUAUUUCCACUUCCUUUCAGAGAACUGAAUUUGAUGAAGGACCAGAAACUGAGUCUGAUGGAGCUUCUUCAUGUCUGUUUUAAGGAAACAGUUUGGAAAAGGUUCUGUUCAUUUUUGACAGAUUGGACAAGUGUCGUUUUCCUCUAGAUUUCCAGAACACAGUGAAAGUGUGUGAUGUAACUGAAUCAGCGUCAGUGCAGGAGCUGCUGAUAAACCUGAUCAAAGG
Hemibagrus wyckioides is the source of this 1389-nucleotide messenger RNA. Its product is annotated as NACHT, LRR and PYD domains-containing protein 3-like. The record is from RefSeq and is a predicted model, not a curated record. The transcript is spliced from 3 exons. NCBI's taxonomy places the organism in Eukaryota, Metazoa, Chordata, Actinopteri, Siluriformes, Bagridae. The coding region runs from base 654 to 1310 and encodes 218 amino acids.